Messenger RNA from Lingula anatina, 779 nucleotides. Its product is annotated as dehydrogenase/reductase SDR family member 11. The record is from RefSeq and is a predicted model, not a curated record. Lineage: Eukaryota; Metazoa; Brachiopoda; Lingulata; Lingulida; Lingulidae.
UCUGAACGCAAGCUCUUUAGAGAUCAAGAUUGUACGGCAAAGGCUGGGUGUUUUUAGUGCUGUUUCCUUCCCUGGACAAGUGAAAGCCCCUGACAGCACGUAGAGAUAUGGAGCGCUGGAAAGGUCGAGUUGCCUUGGUAACAGGAGCGUCUAUGGGCAUAGGAGCAGCCAUUGCAGGAGAUCUUGUGAAGAAUGGUAUGGUGGUGGUGGGGUGUGCCAGGCACGUAGAAGAUAUACAGAAAACUGCAGAGGAUCUGGCAUCUGAGGCUGGACACUUGAUACCUAUGAAGUGCAAUCUUGCAAAAAUAGAAGAUAUUGAAUCCAUGUUCAGGGCAAUUACUGAACAAGUGGGCGGGGUUGACGUCUGUAUAAACAACGCUGCUGUUGCAUCAGUAGAGUCAACGUUGAUUUCCGGCCCUCCAUCAGAGUUUAAAACAGUUUAUGAUGUGAAUUUACUGGCUGCCACCACGGUUGCACAUCUCUCCAUUAAGUCUAUGAAGGAACGCAAUGUGAAUGACGGACAUAUUAUUAACAUUAGCAGCUCAAUGGGCCAUACUGUACUGGAAUAUGGCAACUUGCACACUUAUUCCGCAACCAAGCACGCACUGAACGCCAUCACAGAGGGUCUGCGUCACGAGCUGAGAAACGAGAACUCCACGAUUAGAACAACGGUCAUAUGCCCGAGUUUGGUGCAGACUGGUUCCACACAAGAUUUCCUCCUGGAGAAGGCAUUGCAAGUUCCGGAAAAGGCAGGUUUUCUUUUAUUGAUUACUACCUAA